AUGGACACAAACAUCCAGCCUAUCCUCGAAAAAUCGCUUGCGGGGGAACGGUUAGACUUUGACGACUGCCUCACACUCUUCAAGAGUCAUGAUCUCCUUGCUUUAGGGCACGCGGCGGAUGUUAUCCGGCAACGGAAGCAUCCUGAAGGUUAUGUUACGUACAUCGUUGACCGGAACAUCAACUAUACCAAUUGGUGCUAUGUUGAUUGCGAUUUCUGCGCUUUUUACCGCCAUCGUCAGGAUCCUGAUGCUUAUGUCAUGGAACGCGAUGAGUUAGGAAAAAAGAUACAGGAGACGCUCGACCUCGGUGGCGAGUUGAUUCUGAUGCAGGGCGGACUACACCCGAAACUCAAGCUUGACUGGUACGAAGACCUGCUCCGCUGGAUUAAGGCGAAUUAUCGCAUUCAUAUCCACGGGUUUUCGCCACCGGAGUUGGAUUGGUUCGCCAAGAUAAACCGUAUGUCGUUGCGCGAAAUGCUCAUCCGUUUGCAAGAUGCUGGCCUUGAUUCGAUUCCGGGGGGCGGCGCGGAGAUCCUCACUGACCAUGCCCGCAAUGAGAUUAGUCCCAAAAAAUGCACCGCUGACGAAUGGCUGGAAGUCAUGCGCCAAGGACAUCUCGUUGGACUCAAAUCGAGUGCGACGAUGAUGUAUGGGCAUGUAGAAAGUUAUGCCGAACGUGUUGAACACCUCGUCCGCUUGCGUGAUUUGCAAGAUGAGACGGGUGGGUUUACCGCUUUUAUCUGCUGGUCCCUGCAACCUACCAACACCCGUAUGGAACACAUUCCACCCGCUGGAAGUUUUGAGUACCUCAAAACCCUUGCGAUUUCCCGAUUAUUCCUCGACAACUUUAACAACUUCCAAUCCUCCUGGGUGACGCAAGGUCCAAAAAUUGGGCAGCUAUCACUAAAGUUCGGCGCGAAUGACAUGGGCGGCACGAUGAUAGAAGAGAAUGUUGUCAGCAAAGCAGGCACAGUCUACUGCAUGCCGAUUGAGGAGAUUGAACGGACUAUAUCGGAACUCGGAUAUAUCCCCAAACGCCGCAACUUCUUCUACGAAAUCCUUAAUAAUUAAUUACCACUUGAGCCUUCGCUCCGACAAAAUGUCGCGUCACAGGUUUGAUGUUUUCCCACCUGGAGUUUGAGAUGCUAAUACCCGUCCGAACAUCCUGUUAAUUACUACUGACCAACAACGCGGCGACUGUCUCGGCUUGGAUCCCGACGGACCGAACUGCCUACAAACACCAAACUUGGACUGGAUCGGUCAUACCGGCACGCAUUUUCGCCGCGGGUAUGCUGAAUGUCCGAGUUGUAUUCCGGCACGCCGCAGUCUGAUGACUGGCACCGCGCCCUGCAGCCAACGGUGGUGUAGGAUUUAGAGGUGCACAGUGGAACCCGCCGCAUACCUUGGCAGGUGAAUUGUCCGCAGCCGGUUAUCAAACCGAAAUGAUUGGCAAACUGCAUCUGAUGCCAGCGCGUAAGCGAUACGGCUUCGAUCAUCUCCAGUUGGCGGAUGCCACUCGCGGAGAUGACAACGACUACGUCGAUUGGUUGCAGCAAUACUACCACCGGAACGACGUUGAUCCUGGCAUGGCUCACGGUGUCUCCGCCAACGGAUGGGUCGGUCGCCCACAUCAUCUCCCCGAAGAACAGAUGCACACCUUCUGGUGUAUCGAUCGCUCCCUC
Geodia barretti is the source of this 1682-nucleotide messenger RNA. NCBI's taxonomy places the organism in Eukaryota, Metazoa, Porifera, Demospongiae, Tetractinellida, Geodiidae. The record is from the annotation of a GenBank genome assembly.